Molecule: messenger RNA, 1658 nt
Organism: Caenorhabditis angaria
Lineage: Eukaryota; Metazoa; Nematoda; Chromadorea; Rhabditida; Rhabditidae
Source: the annotation of a GenBank genome assembly
AUGAAUAUCAAAAUUGCAAUAUUUUUAUUGGAAAUCCUAAAUUUAUCAAAUUCUUCAAAAUCUGCUGGAAAAUUCGACGAAUUUCUGAUAUUAUCUGAAUUAUCCGAGAAUGCCACAAGACUUUGUGUGGAAUUUUUUGAAUCUGAUAAAUAUCGAUUUUUCGAGGAUAUACAAUCUGAAGCAAUUAAUCAAUUAAGAUUUGAGAAUCAAUUGAAAUUUGGGAAAAAUAUUGAGGAAGGUGAUGAGAUUUAUAUCGCUUUUGAAAUGUGAGUUGAUAAGAAAAUCUAGAAUUUGAAAAUUUAAUUUUUUUGAUUUUCCAGACAAAAUCUGACAAUUCCAUCUUCAAUUCAAUUUCCAGUAUUAUCAAAUGAUAAAUAUUUUGCAAAAAUCGAAAUAUCAGAUUUAAAUAUUGAAUUAUCAAGUUAUGUUGAUAUAAAAGUUCCAUCAAAAAACAUCAAAUUCGAAUCGAAUUCUUUGAAUUUUUAUGAAUUUAAUAUUCGAUUUUCCGAUGGCAAAAUAUAUUUAUCAAAUAUUGAAAGCGGCAAAAAAAUAUUGAAAUCUGAAGUUGAUCUAUCAAUCAAACCACAAUAUUCUUCAAAUACUGUGAAAAUUCAGAAUUUAUUCAUUUUCGAUAUUAUUUAUCAUAAUGGCUGUAAUAUAAAUGGAACUUAUUAUAGAAAUCUUGAAAAAUAUCGGAAUUUUAGUCGAGAAACGCGAAAAUUUGAGAGAUCAGUGUUGGAAGGUUUGGGAAUAUUAUCUGGUAGAACUGGAGUUCAUAAUAUUUCUCUAGCUUCAAAAUCUGAUUGGUCCGAAGAAUUUAUGUUUCAUUUACUAUUUGGAAAUUCCAAAGAGAAUCCAUCAUUUUUUCAAAUUCAGUAUAAAAAUGACGAGGAAAUUGCUUAUGAUUAUAAAAUCGAAAAUAAUACAUUGAAAAUUGGAUAUCUUGAAAAACAUUGGAAAGUUUAUGUUGUGAGUGCUAGUUGGGAAAGUGAAUUUCUACAUGAAACACCAGAAAAUGUAUCAGAUUUAGACGAAGGAUUGAGUCUAGUCUUUAAUGAUACAAAAUCAAGAAGUUAUCCGGUUCAAAGAAGUGUUUUGGAGGGUUCAAAAGAUCAAAUUAUUAUUAUGGAACAUUCACAUCCUUGUAAAGAUGGAUAUAAUUGUAAAUAUGCGAAAAAUGAAAUAAAAAUAAAAAUUGAAUCAAAUUCAAUUUUUGGAUUUCGAUAUUUGGACAAGAAAGAUUAUCUAAUCAAUUUCUGCUUCAUUUCUGAUUUCAAAAAUCGAAAUGAAAAAUCUUUGCCUUUUUAUAAAAAUUGCAAAUCAAUCGAUAAUCCUUUGUAUUUCGAUUCUGAAUCGAAAUCAGUUAUUGGGGGAAUAAUAUCGAAAAAAAUAUCCAAAAAAUCUUCAAAAAUAAUGGAAUUUUCGAAUAUUCAGGUUGAAUCGAAGGAAAUCGAUAUGAUUCUGAAGAAAAGAAAUGAAAAAUCAGAAUCUAUCAAAGAUUGUAGGUUGAUUUAUGGAGUUUUGAAUUCCAGAAUCAAUAUUUUGCAGAUUCCGUGAUUUUGAGUGUUCUUGGAAGUUUGACAGUGAUCACAAUCAUUAUUCAAAUCUUCAAUUUCAUAAUUAUGCAUACUUUUUUGUUCUCAUUGAAAGGAAAAUAA